AUUAAUAUGGUUGCCAUCAUCGUUGAAAUUCCCGGAAUCCUUUAAGAUAUUAAUGAGUAGUCCUACAAACUCAUUCACCAAUUCAGCGACAUCGGCUUACAUCGAACGCUCACUGAGCACUUCCAAUGAUAAUUUAAAUCGUAAAACUACAGGUUGUUAGAGAAGUAGUCAAAGAAAAUUUCUAAUUAUAUAUUUGCAGAAAGUAAUAUAAAACAAGUAUCGGCUUUUAAAAGGUAUGACGCUGACCAAAUGAAGCCAAGUAUGAAUGGGGAUAGUUUAGGACAAGCAAUACGCCUUAGCGGCAAUGAUAAAAUAUCCACUCAUAAAAUUCCUCCACACGAAGAAGUAAAAAUUGUGUUAAGCGAUUAUGGUAAUAUUGAACGACAAACCUCUGGCAGCAGCAAGGUUAAAAUUUCUACCGUUUCUAAAUACGACUGGGAGCAUAAAGUAUAUACGGGAAAGAUCGUUGCAGUUCAUAAGAAUCUUAAUUACCUCGCUUAUGCUCUAAAAGGUAGAGAAGGUGGAAUAGUUAGGGUCCUCAACACAUAUACAUCAGAACGCAUGGUUUUGAAAGGUUUCGAUGGAAGUAUUCAAGACUUGGCAUUUUCUUAUUCUGAAAGUGCCUACCUGGCUUGUUGCGACUCAAGAGGAAAUGUGCAUGUUUAUUUGAUAUAUAACGAUGGAAAUGAUAGAUCCAUGCAAUUUGACUUUAUUACAAAGUUUAAAUCAAACGGUCCGAUGAACAUAGUUUGUCGAGUCAUCUGGUGUCCUUACAUACCCGAUUCUGAUGAGAGUCUUUCUACUGUAUCUUCUUCUGAAGAUUGCGGUACACUUCUCUUUAUUAGCUAUGACACAAAGGGUUGUAUGUUUAAAGUUGACCAAUGUAUCAAAGCUGGCAUCGCAAAAGAAAUUGACAUUGAAACGCAAGAUAUUCCCACUAUACGAAUAAGUCCUCACGAACAAGUAAUAACUGACGCUAGUAUUUCCCCCGAUGGAACAGCAGUUGCAACGGCAAGUAAAGACGGAGAAGUUAGAUUUCAUCAGGUUUAUUUACCAGAAAGAGAGCCAGCAAAAAUUUUGCAUACUAUUGUGCCUUAUGCUGGAUUAUCAGUUAAUGCCAUUUGCUUUCUUGAUAAUCACAAAAGGAAUAAUGAUGAGGCAUUUUGGCGUUUCAUUCUUACAAUGGGAGGUCCCAAAAAUAACGUAGUAAAACUCUGGAAUUGUGAAAAGUGGUCUUGCUUGCAGACCAUUACUUUUGAUUCUAGUGCAGAUAACAUGCGAUUAAUAGGACAAACAGAUUUCUCAUCUUCUCAUCUUGUACUAGCAGACGUUUACAGUAGAACUCUUAUGGUUCUUGAUAUACAACAACAUAGAAAUGAAAGCAGAGCGGGAUUCACCGCGGUUUCCGAAUUCUUACUUACUUCGCCUUGUCUGAACAUUGCUGUAAAAGAUGCAUAUAAGAAACCGCUGCGUCCAAAAACUGAAGAAACUCACCCUGACAUCGCUAGCGAGGAUGAGAGUGAUGGAGAGCCUAGUGAACGCGACGACAUUGGAACAUUUGUGGACCUGUACAGCGUUCAGCCAAGAGCAUUGGAAGAACUGAAAAUUCGAUAUAGGGAAAGUAGUGCUAAUCACACACCUAUGUCUUCUUUCAAUGGAGAAAACUCAUCUGGAUUACGGGAUGGUUUGUCCGAUUUUCAGGAUAUGACCCCUCCAUCCUCUCGCCAUUCGCUUCUAGAAGGCGGUGACCCGGAUGGUAGAUUGAGCUACCACAGUAGUUUAUCAGGAGCUGAAAAGCCUGUUUUGUUAACGCCCGAUGCUUUUACAUCUCCACCACCUAAAAGCGAUGUCUCUAGUACAUUAACUAAUGUGACAUCCAUGCCUCCAGAGCCGAUAUCAGACUUCCCUCGUCCCCCGGUUGUACAGGAAAAUUCGAGCUCUAGUUCCUCAGCAAGUCUAGAGGUCAAUGAAAUUAUGGAUAGAGCAAAGGAUCCUGACCCUGGAGAGAUAAGCGAUGAUGAAGAAGAAGAAGAAGAAGAGGAAGAAGGUACAAUUGACGAGGGAAGUUGGCACUCAACACCAUUAGAGAAACAAGCUCAAAAUUUUUUCCAGGUUUUGGCUAAAAAAGCCAUUGGGCAUGCUGUUUCAAAUGAUUCUGAGGAUGGUGUUGAAAAGGACGAAAUGAAUCUAGCUUCAAACGGUCACGAAGCAGAUGACAGUAGCUCUUGUGAAAUACCUGCUGCUACUCGUAUGGGAUUGCAAAACUUAAUGCUCACUGACGAAAACAAACGAUUACUAGAUAUUCAGCACGAAAUGAAAGAACUAAAAGCUGUUGUAUUUAGUCAGCGAGAGCAAUUAAAUACGAUGCAGGCAUCUCUCUUUGAAGAGUUUAUGGGUUCAAGAGAAAAAUCUGCUAAUUUGCACAAACAAUUGCAACGUAUUGAAAGUACAAUUGUAUCUCGUAUUGAUAAACAAACCAAUUCUCAGGAAAAGAAAUUAUCAUUGCUAACAACUGAGAAACAGAAACAAGAUAAGGCCUCUCAACAAUUAAGCUCAAGUUUAGAGAAAGCCUGUAAGACAAAACUUGACACUAUAGUUGCUCCCUCCAUAAUGCAAGCCCUUGACCCUCUGAAGGCUAGAAUUCUGCAAGAAAUGACUCACCGUUUAAUAGCCACCGAAUCAACCUUAAAAGAGUCCAUACAGAGACUCAUUAAACAACAAAGUACGAUUGAUAAUAUAAGUCAAGCUACAGCCGCUUGUCUUCAAUCUACAAUACAAACUGCUUAUAAAGAUGCUUUCACUUCUAUCGUUAUACCGACUUUCGAAAAGACUAUUCAAAGAUCCUUAGAGCAAGUCAAUACCAUAUUUGUCAAUGGCGUUAAAGAGUACGUCAAUAAUGUUGAGAAUCACGUGGACAAAUUACGUAAGAAACAAGAAGAUGGAACGGAUCCAGUUAUGCAGCAAUUGCGGCAAAUUAGUCAACAACUUUCGGAACAAAAGCUAACCCUGUCAGAUUCUAUUAAAUCUGAAAUGGCAUCUACUAAGGCUGAUUUACUCAAACAAAUGAAAGUGCUUGUUCAAAGUGAGGUUGAAAAUGCUAUGAAGGCUCAUGUCAAUGAAAUAAACGAAAAUGUUGUUACUGCGUUACGAUCAAGAGCAUCGACACCUACUUCAGUUGUUAGUGUGGAGAAAAUAGACACCGAAAACAGAAAGAGAAGCAUUCAUCAACAAAUCGUCAGGGGACAAGUUGAUAUGGCUUUUCAAAGUGCUCUCUGUGCCUGUGACAUAGACUUGGUGUUGUAUGUAUGCGAAUCAUUUGAGCCAACUAUGUUGUUCUCCCCAAGUUGUCCUUUGCAACAGCCAGUUUUAUUAUCAUUAAUUCAGCAGCUUUCCGCCGAUUUUGGUACAAAUACCAAAUUAAAAGUGGCUUAUCUUGAGGAGGCCAUCACACAUGUGGAAUCUGGACACGCCGGAACAGCACAGCACGUUCCCGUUGUGAUGAAAGCUGUUCGCGACGGAGCUACUGCAUUCUUAUCCAGAAAUCAAGGAUUUCCCUUAUCCAAGAAUAUUCGUAUGAUUCGUAUGGCCGCCGAAUCUUUUUUGAAAAAAUAGUAAAUUUGGUUAUUUUAAAAACGUUUUAGGUGGAAAUUUUUUGUUUAAGUUUAUGUAUCGUAAAAGUGUUUUAUCUGACGUUUUAUUUCGUCUGCAAUAUUCGAAAAAAGAUGAAAUUUUUUUUCAUAUUUCAUAUUGUGUCGUUUCAUUUUUGACUCAACUUUUUCACGAUAUUAAGUCGAAAUGUAAAAUAUUUAUAGUUAUACUAUUAACCCUUUAGGUCUAUUUAGUUUGGAAUCUACAGUAUAUAGGUCAUUCUCUGAUUGCCUCUUCGAUUUUUGUUAAUAGUCUCAAGAAUAAUCAUGGCUGCUGUAAAAUAAAGUAUUCAAACUGUUAUUUGAAAUUUCUUACGUUUUAUAUUAUAUCAUAAAAAUCAUUCAAUAGGUUCUAAGGUACUACUCUAAUGUCCACGCUACUGAUAAAGCCUGCGAAGGGUAAACUUUGUACAAACAAAUUUUCAUUACAUUAUUAACAAUAAAAAACAUAUUAUGUCGGAUUAGAGGAUCGAGCAAUUUGUUCCCUCAAAAUUUGUAUGCUUUGCCUUUGCUCGGGAGGUAGCAUAGCAAUUUGGUCUUCUGAUAAUUGCAGAACUUGCAUGAGAACAGCAGUUUUAUCGUCGCCUUGCUGAGUAGGGUAAUCUGUUCGCAAAGUUGUUGAAGCUCCAGACCAAGAUCUAGGAUCCACCGAGGAAGCU
This is a messenger RNA of Dimorphilus gyrociliatus, 4306 nucleotides long. NCBI's taxonomy places the organism in Eukaryota, Metazoa, Annelida, Polychaeta, Dinophilidae. The record is from the annotation of a GenBank genome assembly.